Molecule: messenger RNA, 321 nt
Organism: Fraxinus pennsylvanica
Lineage: Eukaryota; Viridiplantae; Streptophyta; Magnoliopsida; Lamiales; Oleaceae
Source: the annotation of a GenBank genome assembly
AUGACAGAUGUUUACAGCUAUGGGAUUGUACUGAUUGAGACAUUUACCAAAAAGAAGCCAACAUCUGAUAUAUUUGACGGAGAGUUCACUAUGAGGAGAUGGGUGUUUGAAUCAUUCCCAAAUACAAUAACGCAGAUUGUCGAUAUUGAUCUAGUGAAUAGAGUUGAAGAAAAUGUUCAAGCUAAAGAGAGCUUCUUCAAAUCAAUCAUGGGACUAGCACUAGAAUGCACGGAGGAAUUACCCGAGGAGAGGCCCAAUAUGAAAGAUGUUCUAAUCAGGCUCAAGAAGAUCAGAAAUGAAUAUUUCAAAAGCAUAUCCUAG